Molecule: messenger RNA, 3555 nt
Organism: Schistocerca serialis cubense
Lineage: Eukaryota; Metazoa; Arthropoda; Insecta; Orthoptera; Acrididae
Product: E3 ubiquitin-protein ligase TRIM37-like
Biological process (GO): protein autoubiquitination; negative regulation of centriole replication
Cellular component (GO): peroxisome; aggresome
Molecular function (GO): tumor necrosis factor receptor binding; ubiquitin protein ligase binding; ubiquitin protein ligase activity
Source: RefSeq, a predicted model, not a curated record
UUUGGAUGUGUUUGUCAUGUAAAGCUGCAACUAUGGAGGUGUAGCGGCGUUAGUUUGUUGUCAGUAGCUAGGCGAUAUCGUCGCCAAACAUUUGCAACGAACAGUAUUGUGUUAAACAUUCCAACCAGAAUUAGUUUAUUAAUUUCACAAUGGCUAGCCGAUCCGAAAAUGGGAACGCGAAUGUUGAUGAACACAGCGUAGAGACACUGGCUGAAGUUUUCCGAUGUUUCAUCUGCAUGGAGAAACUGAGGGAUGCACACCUUUGCCCUCAUUGCUCAAAGUUGUGUUGCUACGUAUGUAUUAGACGGUGGCUAACUGAGCAGAGACCACAGUGCCCACAUUGUCGUGCCCCAUUACAUCUGCACGAACUCGUGAACUGUCGCUGGGUGAGGGAGGUCACACAGCAGCUGGAUACCCUGCAGCAGCAGGCGGCAGCUGUGGCUGCAGGGGCAGCGGCAACAACAGCAAACUCUCCUAGUGGAACUCUGCUGGGCAGGGACAGGUGUGAAACCCAUAAAGAGAAAUUAUCUGUGUAUUGUUGGACUUGUGGACGAUGCAUCUGUCAUCAAUGUGCACUGUGGGGUGGCACACACUCGGGACACUGCUUCAAACCACUUGAGGAGGUAUAUGAAUCACAUGUGCGCAAAAUCAGAGAUGAAGUGGCUCAACUGAGACGUCGUCUGAUGGAACUUAUAAGCCUCAUUCAAGAAGUGGAGCGGAAUGUUGAAGCAGUACGGGCUGCCAAGGAUGAGCGGGUGCGGGAGAUUCGCAAUGCAGUGGAGCUAAUGAUAGCACGACUAGAUGCACAGUUGAAAGCGAAGCUGUUGACUCUGGUAGGGCAGAAGUCACUGCUCACACAAGAAACUGAACAAUUAGAAUCAUUGCUGCAAGAAGUGGAACAUCAGCUUCAUACCUGUUCCCGUUCAGAGCUUAUCAGCUGUGCUCACAAUCUUUCUUUCAUGUUAUAUGCUGUGCGAAAAAAACCAGUUGCUAGUUUUGUCACAGCACCAGUGCCAGCAGACUUUCAGAGUGAAAUUGUUCCGGGGUAUGAUAGCAGCACCUUUGUCAUGCGACAAUUCACCCAACUGCAACACAAGGCAGAUCCUGUGUAUUCAUCCCCUCUCCAUGUCAAUGGAUUGUGUUGGAGAUUAAAAGUGUAUCCAGAUGGAAAUGGUGUUGUUCGUGGGAAUUACCUGUCAGUUUUUCUUGAACUCAGUGCUGGGCUGCCCGAGACAUCAAAAUACGAAUAUAGAGUUGAAAUGAUUCAUCAAGGCUCAGUUGAUGCUAGCAAGAAUAUUGUCCGUGAAUUUGCAUCAGAUUUUGAGAUUGGAGAAUGUUGGGGCUACAACCGAUUCUUCCGUCUCGAUCUACUUGCCAGUGAGGGUUAUUUAAACACAGAGAAUGAUACUCUAAUUCUAAGGUUCCAAGUCCGUCCUCCAAUUUUCCAGAGAUGUCGUGACCAGCAGUGGUAUAUCCACCACCUUACUACUGUGCAGAGUCAGUAUCUUGCUCAGAUUAAUGAACUGAAAGAGAAGUUAGCUGCUGAAAUGGCACGAAAUAAUAAUGCAACAGUGGCAUGGGCAGAAAGUGCUGUGACAUCACCAUCUGCUUCAACUCCAAGAGUGACUUCUACUAGCAGAAAUGUGGCAACAUCACCUGUCGCGUCACCACCUGCACAGCUAGGAAGAGAAUCAUCUGGAACCAGUACCAGUACCUCAUCUGCAAGAGGGAUGGCUGUGAAAAAUUCACCAGCAAAAUCUGCCUCGCUUCCAAAGCCUCGGGAGCCUCCAGUGCCAAUGUCUCAGUCAGCUCCAGAAUUAGCUUCUGUCAAUACUUCCAGCUGCAGUUCCAGUGAUAGUGAGCAGGACGUUAGUGAAGUUGACAUAUUCAAUGAUGAAUGUGAACACAAUGUAACAAUAGCAACAACAGAGGACAACUCAAACGAUGAAAAUGAUGUAGAUGAUGAGACAAUGUCAGGUGAAAAUGAUGUGGAGUACUCCCUGACCCAACCACUGUUGUUCAGAGAUCGUGAAACAACACCAAGUGGGACAUUAGGAACAGCAGGGAGAUCUAAGUCGUCUGUCUCGGAAAGUCUCGAAGAUGAAAUAAUGUUGUUACAUUUGUUUGAGAUGCAGGAUAGAAACAGCUCAAAUCUACAGGAACAGCAAGCAUUGUGGAACUCUUCUCUCUAUACUUCUGGUGGCAGCAGCAGCGGUGCUGCUAGCUUUUCCAGGCGCAAUGGGGGCAACAUGAGUGUUAUUAACAGUUGUCGAUCAGGUAGACAACCAUUGGCAACUGCAAGCAGCGUCCUUGAUACACUGCAACUGGACAUGGCCUGUAUAACAGCAGCCACUGACAAGUCACUUCCUGAAAGCCAUCACCGAUUGUCUGAACCAUCUGGUAUGGGUGGUGUGAACAGUUGCUCAACAACGUGCAGUUCUCUUGUGGAGCUCCCAAAUACGGGGAGCAGCAGCAGUAGUAACAGCACAACUGUUGUAACUGUGACAUCACCUGGUACCAACAGCAACCGAGCGAAAAGGCUCAUUAACAGUGGACCUGUAGCAGUGAGAAAUGAUGCAGCGCCUUCAUGGGUUGAACCAAUGCCCACAAUACCUCAGUUAUUUUCACCACAUCGUUCUACAGGCAACACCACGAGUGCCAAUGGAGUGACACACUAUGCAUCUGAAGAUGCCUCUUCAUCUAAUGAUCUUCGAGCUUUCAAUGAUCUUUUACAACAACUCCAAAGUAAUUCAGUUAAGAGCUGUCCUGAGAGCCCAAAUUCUGACACAGCUGUACUAAUGGCCAGGCUGAGCAUAAUUCCUGAGGAGGAGGAAACCAAUAUCAGCCAUGGCGUUGGAUGUGGGAAUUCUCUAUCUGAACAGCGUCUAACCAUGCCACCUGUGACCAUUCCUGCAUCACCUACAUCUCUUCCAAGGCAACUCCCUCGUAAUGCAACAAAUAUUGACUCAAUUACUUCAUCCUUCAGCUGGUCUCCCUCAUUUUUCUGUUCUCUGCAGCAAGUUGAAAGAGAACUGACUUCAUUGCGACAAGAACAUGAAGUUACUUCAAGGAAUCAGGCUGAAAAGGAAGAAACUAAGCAAAAGAAGGAAAAGUGUUUGAAUGACAAAUGUCCGGGAGAUCAAUAAGAAACAAGAACAUUGAAGAAUGGUCAUUUGAAAUGUCCUAGUGUAACACGUUUUGACUACAAGCUUUCCAAAUUUCUGGAAGCCUGCGGCAUAUUAUUGUCUUAUGUAAGAGCCAUACUUCCUUUUCAUCCCCUCUUCCCUUGACUACCCCCCCCCUCCCCCACUUUGACCCCAUCUCCCUUUCACUUAAUGUCUCACUCCUCUUCCUGGAAUCAACACACACACACACACACACACACACACACACACACACACACACACACACACACAGCACUUUUCCUUUGGUGAUUUUUCCACUGUGAGUAAUUCUGUGAUAGUGAUGGAAAAUGUAUUAAUUUAUUGUUCUUUUUUAUAUAAAUCAAGUGUAGAACAUUAUUUCACUUGAAUAUUUAAUAAAUAAUAUUUUUAA